Messenger RNA from Camelina sativa (false flax), 1555 nucleotides. The record is from RefSeq and is a predicted model, not a curated record. NCBI's taxonomy places the organism in Eukaryota, Viridiplantae, Streptophyta, Magnoliopsida, Brassicales, Brassicaceae.
GAUCACCUUAAACGUUUUAUUGUUUUACUUUAAAGGUUUUGCGGAUGACAAUGGAAUUGAGGCUAGAAACGACAGGGAGAGAAGUGAUCAAGCCUUCUUCACCUGCACCUAUUGAUCACCUUCAGCUAUCCGUGUUCGAUCUCAGCUUUCCUGUUGUUUACGUGCCAGUGACAUUCUUCUAUGAAUCCCCCACGGGAGAGUCGCCAGAGAUCAUAUCCAACAGGCUGAAAACCUCUUUGUCCGAGACUCUGUCUCGUUUCUAUCCUCUAGCUGGACGAAUAGAAGGCAUUUCCAUCAACUGCAACGACGAAGGAGUACUGUUUACGGAGGCGCGCACUGAUGUCAUCCUCUCAGAUUUCCUCAGAAACUUCAAUACCGACUCUUUCGAAGACUUCUUCCCCAAAAUCGAGGAGGGAGAAUCUGCAGGGACGUGGCCGUUGAUGAGAGUCAAGGUCAGCUUCUUUGGUUCAGGAUCAGGAUUUGCGGUCAAUAUUGGCAUCUCUCACAUGAUCUGUGAUGCAGCCUCAUUGCUGAACUUCGUCCAAGGCUGGGCCGCUACGGCAAAUGAUGUGGCCGUGACUACUCCUCCAUUUGCAGGAGUUACCAUUUACCCUCCUCCCCAUACCUAUUCUUCUAAAGAUGACGUUUCCGUGGGUGGAGACAAGUAUGUAACCAACAGAUUCGUCUUCGAAUCCUCUAAGAUUGCUGAGCUAAAACGCAAGGCCGUUAGCAAAAGCGUCCCGGUACCUACACGUGUGGAAGCCAUCACAUCGCUUAUAUGGAGAUGUGCAAGAAAUGCUUCACACUCUAACUCGGCCGCUCCAAAGUCAACGCUAAUGAUUCAAGCCAUGGACUUGCGGAUGAGGAUCCCUUCUGAUGUUUUGUCACAGGACGCCAUGGGAAACCUUCAAUCCAUAUUUUUUCUGAAGAAAGAGGCUGAUAGCGCAAUGGAAAUUGGCGAACUCGUUGCAGAUUUUAGAAAGGCCAAACAAGGUUUCAAUGAGAUGAUCGAAGAUAAUCUCCAAGGCUACAAUUCUGCUACCAGUACUAUUACCACAAACACACUUGGUUACUACUUGUUGGAUGUGAUGGGAGCUUUCACGUCAGAGUCAAAAAUGGACGUAGACUUAUACCCAAUGUCUAGCUGGUGCAAAAAGCCCUUCUACGAGGUUGAUCUCGGAUGGGGAGUUCCGGUAUGGAUGGGACCUGUUAUGUAUACCAACCCCAUCAAAAAAUCAGGUGUGCUCAUGAUGGAUUCAAAGGACGGUAAAGAUGUAGAAGCGUGGAUCACCUUAUCCGAGCAAGACACGCAGGUGUUUGUCCGUGAUCAAGACUUGCUUACUUAUGCUGUCCUAAAUCCUCCAGUCCUGAUCUAAUCCAGCCGUCAAUAUUCAAGAUUGCAGUUUUGUUUCAAUUUUUUGUUUGACUUUCGCAUUUCGCUUUCAUUUGAAUAAAAAGAGAUCUUUUUGAACAAUUUUCAUCUAAAUAUAAAGUUACGUACGCUGUAUAAGUUGUAUUUGUCCUUUAGAUACACCUCCUACACAUAAAUAAAGUU